AUGAUGAAAAUUGCUCAGCAGAAGCAGGAGGUUACCGAGAAGGCUGUUAAACAAGGGGAGAGUGAAAUAAACCGAAUCAGUGAAGUGCUUCAGAAGCUGCAAAAUGAAAUUUUGAAAGACUUGUCUGAUGGCAUCCACAUGGUGAAGGAUGCAAGGGAGCGAGACUUCACAUCUCUGGAAAACACAGUGGAAGAGAGACUAACAGAGCUAACCAAAUCUAUAAAUGAUAACAUUGCUGUAUUCACUGAAGUCCAGCAGAGGAGCCAAGAUGAAAUCAACAAUAUGAAAGCAAAGGUUGAUUCACUAGAAGAAGCAGAUGCAUAUAAACAUGAAAUUAAGGUGCUAAAAGAUGCUUUUGAUGAGAUGCAGGCGUCCAUGAAAGCCAAAGAAAAGGCCAUAGAGACCUUGAAGAGUACGAUAGACUCCAUGGAGUCUGAUGUGUAUACUGAAGUGAAAGAGCUGGUCAACCUCAAACAAGAACAUGAGAAAUUCAAAGAGGCUGCAGACACUGAACAUCUUUCACUAAAAGCUUUACAAGAGAAAGUUCUGAGAGCUGAGGAUUCUAUUAUGCAGCUCCCUGGUGACAUUAAAAGACUUGAUGAAGAUUUACGGCAAGUUAAAGCCGACUUCAACAAAUGGGAAGAAAAUGAACUCUUCAGAAAAGCAUUAGAAACUUUUGGGAAGAACAGUGAAGGCCUGGAGUCUCGAUUGAGGCACAUAGAAGAAAGCCUGGAGUCUCUGACUUCUGUUGCUGCUCAAAACAGUGAAAAGUUGCAGUCUUUCCUUUCUAAGGAGGCGGAGUACGAGAACAAGCUCAGUGCCCUAGAGCAAAGCAUUACAGGACUUCAGGGAAUCUCAGAUAUGGACAUAACGUCAGUCACAGACACUCUGAAAAGUCUUGGUGAAUCACAGACCUCACUGUACAAUGACGUGGAGAACUUGAGAAGAAGCAUCAGCGACCUGCCAUCCUCUGGUGCUCUUGAGGAUGUCCAGAAGCAAAUUAGUACUUUGGUGGAUCAAGGAAAUCUUCAGACGGGUCAAGCACAUUCUCAAGGCUAUCUUGAAAAGUUUUCUUCUGUGGAAGGCUCUGUAGAUGAACUGAGAUCUUCUGUCAGCCAGGUUGAUUCUGAUUUGAAAAUGAUAAGAACUGCAGUGGAUAGUUUAGUCUCCUACUCAGUCAAAAUUGAAAAUAAUGAGAACAGCUUGGAGUCUGUAAAGAGCUCAAUAGAUGACCUGAGGAAUGAUCUGGAAAGGUUGUUUGUGAAAGUAGAAAAGAUACAUGAAAAAGUUUAGGCAGCAGUCCUCCUUGUGCAGAUAAUGGAUUAAGAAGAAUAGCUUUUGUAUGCCCAGUUUUUUACUCUUUUUAAAAGCAAUUUGAUACCUCCAAAGAGAAUAAGAAUACUUUAACAAUAGAGACAGUUCUGCUUAUUUCUUUUAUUUCUCUUUUGUGUAGGUUUUUUUUAAAUUUUGUUUUAAGAAAACCAUGCGUUUAGUUGGGGGUUGAGUUUCUAAGGACUCAUCUUCUCUACAAAGUUGUACUGUUGGAACUGUACUGGUGUAACUAAGGCACUACAGCCUUGUUAGCAUGGGCACAUAUUUAAUGGCACGAAGGUGUUCCAUUCACACUAUGACACUCGGUAUCCCACACGGAAGGGCUACAGCUGCUCUGGUA
Molecule: messenger RNA, 1672 nt
Organism: Antrostomus carolinensis (chuck-will's-widow)
Lineage: Eukaryota; Metazoa; Chordata; Aves; Caprimulgiformes; Caprimulgidae
Gene: CKAP4
Product: cytoskeleton associated protein 4
Exons: 1
Coding region: 1-1293 (430 amino acids)
Cellular component (GO): rough endoplasmic reticulum
Source: RefSeq, a predicted model, not a curated record